GUUACCGGCAAGGUGUUCGCCGUGGCCACCCCUCGCGGGGCCGGUGGUCCGCACCGGGUCCCUGUGCCGCGGCCGGGGAUGGCAAGAGCGGAGACACGGCCUCCGCCGCGCACGCUCUGUACCCAAUCCCCUAACUUUUCUGAGCAAGUAGUUGAGUGCUUUCCAUCUGAUAUCUCUACUAGUAUAUACUAUGGAUGCGCCUGUGUUGGAAAUAGAGAUGUGCAUGAAAUGGUUUUGAGCAUAGGAUGGAAUCCUUCCUAUAGGAAUAUUAAGAAAUCAGUGGAAACGCACAUUAUCCACACCUUCAAAGAAGACUUUUAUGGAGAAAUUCUUAGUAUAGUCAUAACUGGAUAUAUUCAACUGGAAAAAAACUUUGAUUCCUUAGAGGCACUCAUUUCAGCUAUUCAGGAAGACACUGAAGAAGCAAAAAGACAGCUAGAUUUACCAGAGCAUCUUAAACUCAAAGAAGACAACUUCUUUCAUCUGCCAGAAGGCAAAAUAGCAAAGAACCACUGA
Mesitornis unicolor (brown roatelo) is the source of this 516-nucleotide messenger RNA. Its product is annotated as riboflavin kinase-like. NCBI's taxonomy places the organism in Eukaryota, Metazoa, Chordata, Aves, Mesitornithiformes, Mesitornithidae. Gene Ontology annotation, biological process: FMN biosynthetic process; riboflavin biosynthetic process. Gene Ontology annotation, molecular function: riboflavin kinase activity. The transcript has 4 exons. The record is from RefSeq and is a predicted model, not a curated record. Gene Ontology annotation, cellular component: mitochondrion. The annotation marks the transcript as partial.